AUGAAGUACAUUGUGGUAUCUGGAGGCGUCAUCUCUGGGGCAGGGAAAGGCAUCGUUGCUUCGAGUGCAGGUCUGCUGCUGCAAAGCAAAGGAUUUAUCGUCACCACCAUCAAGAUAGACCCCUAUAUCAACAUCGAUUCGGGGACUAUGAGCCCACUCCAUCAUGGGGAAGUAUAUGUGACAGACGAUGGGGGUGAGGUAAAUCUUGACCUCGGCAACUUCGAGCGUUAUCUUUCAACCACUCUCCGGCAUGGUCAUAACAUCACGACUGGGAAGAUCUAUCUAGACAUCAUCUCUAGGGAACGAGCCGGUGAUUAUUUAGGCAAGACUGUUCAGGUGGUGCCUCAUGUCACCAACGCCAUUCAGGAAUACAUCGAACGGACAGCGAAGAUACCUGUGGACGAGUCCCAAGCCGAGCCUGAUAUCUGUAUUAUCGAACUAGGUGGCACCGUGGGCGAUAUCGAAAGUUCUCCCUUUAUCUACGCUCUUGCUCAGCUUCGAAAGAGGGUUGGCAAAGAAAACCUUGUUCAGAUUCAUGUAGCUUACGUCCCUGUCGUGCCGCCAGGAGCUUCUGGUGAGCAAAAGACGAAGCCAACUCAAAGAUCCAUUUCCGACGUUCGGAGCGCUGGAUUGAGUCCACUCCUGAUUGCAUGCCGCUGCGAGGUACCAUUGGAUCCAGGUACUAUCCAGAAAAUCGCCAAUAUGUGCUCAAUGAAACCGGAACAAGUCAUUUCCGUGCACGACGGGCCAACCACAUAUCACGUACCGCUUCUCCUCGCGAAACAGAAUCUUCUCGGCAUCCUCUGCGAGUACCUCGAACUUCCACUUGAUCGAACACCCAGCCGGCGUAUAGAACAAGGCAAGCGCAUGUGGGGUGACUGGCUUCAUCUUGUUCGAAGUCAAGAUACCAUAACCGACACAGUCUCAAUCGCGCUUGUGGGAAAAUACACGUCCAAUAAAGAUGCCUACCUUAGUGUUUCCAAGUCAAUCGAACACGCGGCCAUGUACUGUCACAAGAAUGUCAAAAUCAUAUGGAUUGACGCCGCGCAUCUCGAGGAGAAGACCUAUCAAGACUCUCCAGUCAAGUAUCACAAAGCCUGGAAUGACCUCUGCAGCGUCAAGGGCAUUGUCGUGCCUGGUGGCUUUGGUCCUCGCGCUACCGGUGGGAUAAUCAAGGCGAUCACAUGGGCAAGGAGUAAGAAAAAGCCAUUCCUAGGCGUAUGCCUUGGCAUGCAACUUGCAGUGGUCGAAUAUGCCCGCCAUGUCAUGGGUAUCCCGGACGCUGGGAGCCAAGAGCUCCACCCUGAAUCCAAGAACCAUGUAAUCGUUUACAUGCCCGAACACAAUCAAGAGAAUGGAACUGACACCAUGCGUCUUGGAAAGCACCCAUGCAUCUUCAAGGAGGGUACCGAGUGGUCAAAACUGCGAUCGUUGUAUGGCCCCACGGUUUCCCAGAUUGAGGAACGUCACCGAAACCAGUACGAAAUCAACCCGGAAAUGGUUGAAGAGCUUGAGAAGGCCGGUCUUGCUGUUGUUGGCAAAGACUCUACCGGCAAGCGUAUCGAAAUUGUUGAGAUCCAUGAUCAUCCCUUUUUCGUCGGUGUGCAAUUCCAUCCUGAAUUUUUGAGUUUUGUGCUGCGGCCUAGCAAGGUCUUUCUCGGCUUCUUUGCUGCUGCGGCUGGGUGUUUGGAAAAGGUCCCUAUGUCACUGCAACAGGGCCAGCGAAGCCUCGUGGAAGACUACUAA
Molecule: messenger RNA, 1746 nt
Organism: Penicillium concentricum
Lineage: Eukaryota; Fungi; Ascomycota; Eurotiomycetes; Eurotiales; Aspergillaceae
Exons: 5
Coding region: 1-1746 (581 amino acids)
Biological process (GO): pyrimidine nucleobase biosynthetic process; CTP biosynthetic process
Cellular component (GO): cytoplasm; cytoophidium
Molecular function (GO): identical protein binding; CTP synthase activity
Source: RefSeq, a predicted model, not a curated record